Molecule: messenger RNA, 2325 nt
Organism: Meloidogyne enterolobii
Lineage: Eukaryota; Metazoa; Nematoda; Chromadorea; Rhabditida; Meloidogynidae
Source: the annotation of a GenBank genome assembly
AUGGUUCAACGACUUCUGGAAACAAAUGACCCUCAAAUGGAAAAAUUAGCCACUGAUUUAUUUGUUAGAUUUUCUGGAAUUGAGGAGGAUUCACCUUCUUAUCAUCGCCAAUAUGAUUUUUUUAUUUCAAAAUUUUCUUCAAUGUGUCAUGCGAAUCGAGGUGAUUAUGUGCGCUCACAACGAUUUAAUGGGCUUCGAGGUCUUAGAGGUGUUAUUUGGAAAUCUGCAAGUGAUGAUUUACAAGCUAACAUUUGGGAGAAACAACACAUGAACAAAAUUAUUCCUUCAAUUCUUUUUAAUUUCCAGGAUGAAAAUGACGAAGUUGAUGACCAACGUGUUGAUCAUACUACCGCAAUGCUAUUUCAUCCUGAAGAACAAAAUGGAUCUAUUGCUGAAGCCGAACCAAGAAAUUUAGCGCUUCAAUGUCUUCGAGAACUUUUCCAAAAAUGUAGUUUUGGAUCUCUCAAGUUUAUUAUAUUUACAAAAAUUUUUUUUAUUAAAAAAUUCAGAUCUGUACUUGAACCCGUCUUUAGACAUUUUGAUUUACACAAUAAAUGGGAUCCUCCGCCAACUUUUGCUAUUAAAACUUUCAAGGCUAUUCUGUACAGCAUUCAAUCACAGAAUUCUUAUUUUGUUAUACAGGAACUUAUUAAUCAGCUUGAACAAGUUCAAAAUGGGGAAUCUAAUGUUCGUGUUGGAAUGGCUACAGUUUUGGCAAAUAUUGUCAGCAUUGCUGGAACGAGUAUUGGCCCUCUUCUUUUAGCUAUUUUUAAUUCAUUGUUAAAAUUGCUCCGUUCUUCUGUUGAAUUCCAACAGUCAAAGCAAUGUGUUGAUUUGGAAAAGGAAAAGUUAUUUCAAAACACUUUAAUCAAUGCUCUAGGUGAUUUUGCAAGUGCGUUACCUGAUUAUCAAAAAGUUGAAAUUAUGAUGUUUACUGCUGGAAGUAUUCCAAAUGUUGAAAGCACGGUAAAUCUUAAAACGGAACGGAUGUGCGAGGCAUUUCUGCAAAAAGUUCUUGUAAAAACCUUGUUGGAGGUGGCAACAAAGUACAAAACGUUCUAUUUGGCCACAGUUUUCACCGAUGCGUUUCUCAGGACUUUACUCCAAUUGCAAUUAACUAGAGAUGCGGAAGUCAGAUUAAUUGCCCAUCAAAUAUUCCAAACAUUAUUAGAUCGACAUGAUAAUCAACAGAAACUUGAACAUUUACUUUUAAUUCUGCCAGAAAUGCGAAUGGAAGAUUUACCUUUAAUUGUUGAAAAAUGUUCUCGUCAAGAUUCUCUUUUUAUGCGAAGGAAUAUUCAUGUUAUUGUUUCUACUUUGUAUAGAAGUGUUGUUAUUGCAGAACCUGAAAAUUCUGUUUCUAUUGAAAAACAAUAUUUUGCUUUUCUUUGUUCAUUGGCUUUAAUUUUAGUUGAAGUUGGAAACGAUGAAACUCAAGUUGAACUUUUUCGUCUAGCUUUUGCAUUACAACAAUAUGCGUUAGAUGAGCAAUUAUGUGAGGAAAAAGCAAUCAACAUACACAAUUUGGUAUCUAGAUAUAUGUCUUUAAGCUCACAACUCGCUUCAAUCCCGGCUCUUUGUCAACACGUUCAGCAGGUAAUCAAUCUUCGAGCUCAACGUGCUCAUCCUCUUCUUAAUAUAAAUAAUACUGACAAACCAAAAUCUAUUGUUAAAAACGUUGAAAUUAAAUUGGCUGAUGAAAAACAGGAUCAACCAAUUUCUGAAGAAGUCGAAAAUGGAGCUGCUUUUUCUCCACCUCCAGGAAAAGCUCCAAUUGCUCACAUGGAUUCUGAAGAAGAUUUUUUGCCUUCUGUGCCUGGAUCAAAAGCAAGCACUUCAAGGAAUCAGAGAGUUUUUGAAUCUAAUAGUGGAAAAAUGAAUGGGUUGCCGACUGAAAAUGACCCGGAAUUGUUAUUUUGUGCUGAAACAGCUUAUGAAGCAAUAAAAGAAUCAAAUAAAGAAUCUCAACGACUUUUACAGCCUUUCACACCUAUAAACGUCUCAAAAUCACUGUUUACAUCUUUUGAGGUCUCAUCUAUUGCGACAGGUCAGAAAUCGACACAAAAAAGAGGUUCUUCUGGUACUCAACUUGCUGCACUUGAUUUGCCAACUACUGAUAAAAGUAAAAGUACAACAUCGACUUCAGGCGGUUUAAUGUUUUCAUCUCCAUUAGAUCGAAAUAAAAGUGCAAUAGAAAUAAACGGAGAUAUUUGUGAUCACAGUCAAAAUGAUUUUUGCUCUAACUUGAAGGAAAUGGAUGAAACAAAGAAGACUUUAAGUCAACAGAAUAGUAUUGAUACUGUUUCUAAGGAAUACAGUUCUUAG